This is a messenger RNA of Erythranthe guttata (spotted monkey flower), 1443 nucleotides long. Lineage: Eukaryota; Viridiplantae; Streptophyta; Magnoliopsida; Lamiales; Phrymaceae. The record is from RefSeq and is a predicted model, not a curated record.
AUGGUUUUUUUGGAUGAGAAGGAUAUGCGUAUUCAUGCUACCAUAAAAAAGAAUCUCAUUAUGAAAUUUAAGGAAUUGGUGAAAGAAGGCGAAACUUAUAUGAAAAAUACAAUUAAAAGGGAAGCAUUUGCUGAACAAAUUGAUGCAUAUGUAACGAAUGCUGACCAAAAUGAACCUACUGUGGUCAUACUUCAGUGUUUCAGGGCUAAAACUUAUUGUGGAAGCACGAGUUUGUCAAAUGUUCGACAUGGAUCACAACUACUGAUCGAACCGAAUUUGAAAGAAGUUUUAGACUACAUGCUUGCAUUGAGCGAAGAAGUCUAUGUCUCAUCAGUAUGUGUUGGAUCUGUACUGGCGAAAAUUCUGGAAAUCGAGUCGACAGCUAAUUGGUGGUAUGCUUCAUGUAAAAAUUGUGUGAGGAAGGUCGAACCUGUCUCAAAUAAAUAUUGGUGCGAAGAGUGUGACGGGUUUGUUCCUGCUGUACCAAGAGUUCAAGUGAGCGCCAUUGAUAGUACUGGAUCGACUUCAUUCGUAAUGUUUGAUCGUAUUGUCAUGCAAUUAAUUGGAAAAAGUGCUUCAGAACUCCUAGGUGGUGCAUCAAACAAGAAAUUAGUUCCCGAAAUAUUAAGUAUUGGGGAUGGCACCAUAGGUGAUCCCAAUGAAGGGGUGGUCAGCAUUGAAAUCCCUGAUGAUUUACUCAUAAAAGAGUCAGCUGAUCCACUUGCUUCAAUUGUAAAUGAGACAUACCCAUCAUUUUUAGAGAAUAUGGAUGAUAUCAGUUAUUUGCAACACAGGGCCAUACUGGCUCCGACAAAUGAGAUUGUUGACGUGGUAAACGAUUACAUGCUAUCUUUGGUUCCUAAGGAAAUGAAGACAUAUCUCAGUUUUGAUAGUACAUGUUCAGCAAACAGAAGCAUUGACAGACCUGAUGAUAUUCAUACGCCCGAGUUUUUGAAUACCGUUAAUUCUUCUGGUCUUCCAAAUCACGAAUUAAAACUAAAAGAAGGUGUUCCGGCCAUGUUUUUGAGAAAUAUAGACCAAUCUUCAGGUUGGUGCAAUGGCACCCGACUGUCAAUCACAAGAUUAGGAAAUCGAGUCUUGGAAGCGAAAAUUAUAUCAGGAACCAACAUUGUUCAUAAGGUGUUUAUUCCACGAUUGACUCUAACGCCAUCCGAUAACAUGAUUCCUUUUAAAUUCAAGCGUCGACAAUUUCCUAUCACUCUUUCGUUUGCAAUGACGGUAAAUAAAAGUCAAGGCCAAUCUCUUCAACACGUGGGUAUAUAUCUUCAGAAACCAGUGUUUUCACAUGGACAAUUAUAUGUUGCUAUCUCAAGAGUUACGAGUCGAAGAGGCUUGAAGAUACUUAUUUGUAACAACGAGGGGAACACCUCAAAUACUACUACAAAUGUCGUAUAUAAAGAAGUUUUCCAAAAUCUGAACUAA